Molecule: messenger RNA, 7638 nt
Organism: Oryctolagus cuniculus (rabbit)
Lineage: Eukaryota; Metazoa; Chordata; Mammalia; Lagomorpha; Leporidae
Source: RefSeq, a predicted model, not a curated record
UCUGACUUCCCCACUCUGGCUGCAGUCUUCCUCCUCAGCCCUAGAAAUCUGUGGGCCCUAACCUUAAUUUUUUUUUAAAGAUCUAUCUAUUUAUUUAUUUAAAAGGCAGAGCUAGAGAAAGAGAACUUCCUUCUACUGGCUCACUCCCCAAAUGCCUGGAACAGCCAGGGCAGGGCCAGGAGCCUGGAACUCCAUAGAGGUCUCCCACAUGGAAGACUUGAUGCUUCCUCCCAGGAGCAUUAGCAGGGAGCUGGAUCACAAGCAGAGUAGCCAGGACUAGCUGAGCAUUCCCAUAUAGGAUGCUGGUGCCGCCAGGGCAGCUUAGCCCCCUGCACCACCACGCUGUUCCCUCUCCCUCCGGAUGGAAAUCCUAGCUGGAUCCGGAUCCCUCCACCAGAAGUUUCCUUGGAGGAAACAUCUGUAUGGAUUAUUUCAUUGCAACCCCACGAUGCUUGGACUUGAAGCACUUCCAGAUCCCAUGGACACCUGGGAGAUUAUAGAGACCAUCGGUAAAGGCACCUAUGGCAAAGUCUACAAGGUCACAAACAAGAAAGAUGGGAGUCUGGCUGCAGUGAAAAUUCUGGAUCCGAUCAGUGACAUGGAUGAAGAAAUUGAGGCAGAAUACAACAUUCUGCAGUUUCUUCCUAAUCAUCCCAAUGUGGUGAAGUUUUAUGGGAUGUUCUACAAAGCGGAUCACUGUGUGGGAGGACAGCUCUGGCUGGUCCUGGAGCUGUGUAAUGGGGGCUCCGUCACUGAGCUCGUCAAAGGCCUGCUCAGGUGCGGCCAGCGGUUGGACGAAGCAUUGAUCUCCUACAUCUUGUACGGGGCCCUCUUGGGCCUCCAGCACCUGCACAACAACCGGAUCAUCCACCGUGACGUGAAGGGGAAUAACAUUCUUCUGACAACAGAAGGAGGAGUUAAGCUCGUUGACUUUGGCGUCUCAGCUCAACUCACCAGCACACGUCUGCGGAGAAACACGUCUGUUGGUACCCCAUUCUGGAUGGCCCCUGAGGUCAUUGCUUGUGAGCAGCAGUAUGAUUCCUCCUAUGACGCGCGCUGUGACGUCUGGUCCUUGGGGAUCACAGCCAUUGAACUGGGUGACGGAGACCCUCCCCUCUUCGACAUGCAUCCUGUGAAAACACUGUUUAAGAUUCCAAGAUGUGAACAGCCACCACCCACUAUUCCAAAAUAAAACGACUCCCACUCGAGCCUGGGUUAGUCUUUUUGCCUGCUCCACACACCAGAACAGAUCAUGGUGAUUAGAGGAGCAGAUGAAGCUCCUGGCCUUUUCAAUUAAUUGUCUGGUGAGUAUGCCAAAGGACGGAAGAUUGCAGGCGCCAAGUUGUGUACAGUAUUAUGCCAGGAACUGAGAGAUGGUGUCUGGAUUGAUUUGUGCACUUUGAUUUUUUUUUUUAAACACAUGGUUUAUUUCCUCACCAGUUAUUUACUGUGGCAACAUAACUUCCCAAAUACUAGGCUUAAGGUGUAGCUCCUCAUUUGUAAGAUGGAUGCAGAUUUGGUAGGAGAUACAUAUAUAUUUUUCUUUUUUUUAUUAUGUGGCUGUGCACAGAGCAACCAGUCCAAAAUUUUGCAAGGUAGUAAAUGUGAGACAGCCAGGAAGCAGUGUGUGUGUGUGUGUGUGUGUGUGUGUGUUUAAAUAGACCUUUCAUCUUCAAUGACUGUACUGAGCCUGCGUGUGUGCUCAGCCAAGCGUCUGAUCUCUGAUCAUCUCCCUACUCCCACUCCACUUGCCUCUUCCGGGCACAAAUAACUUAGCCUUCAUUGCCUGCCUCGGGACAGAGUGAAUCCCACAACCAGGGCAGUUGGGAGAAAAUGAUCCUUAUCCUAUCUUUCAUAGCUUUAUUUCUCCCCUCCAAGUGUGACCUGUUCCUUGCCUGGCUCUGCUUCCUAUGCAAGUGUUGGGUCAGGUGGUGGGUACUAGGGAUGUCAGCCGGAGCCACUGGGCAGAUUCCCGGAGAGAUCGUGUGUGCUCCCCACUUCCCAUUGUCACAGCCUUAGCAGGCAGGCUCCACAUUCCUGGACACAAAGGGUAGAGGUUUCACAAGCACAUUCACAUAUACUGUAUAGCACUUUUCUUCCUAAAGCCAGGGAAAGCAUGUUGGUUUUAGUUUGACCAAGUAAUUUAUUUAAAAAUUACUCCAUCAGUUAGAAUUGCAGAGUUCUCUUAGAGGGGCUGUGGAUUGACCGUGUGUGCAUGUGUAUACUAUAAUUAUGCUAAAAAUGUAUCCUCUCAGAAGAGCUCUUAGAUGAGGAAUGGAGAAAUUCAGCAUUUACAUAUAUUUAAAAGGCACCCCAGGUAUUUGCCUGUGUGUUUCAUGGGGUUUACUUUCUCUCUUUUUCUCCACCCUGCCUUCCUAAGGAGAAAAGUGAAUGGAAAAUAGUGAUUUAAAAAAGAAAUUCAAACCUUUUGAAGCUGUUUGGCUUUAGAAUUUUUUUUUUUUCCUUUCUAUUUACACUGAGUAUUUUAGGUGUUCUAGAAUUCUCUUCCAUUAAACAAGGAAGUCCGGUUCAGGGUGCUCCGGGAUCCCAGCUACUGCGUAUGCUUCCUCCUCGGGCCUUCCUCACUUGACUCUUCCCUGCUGCUCUUUUGUACGAGGGGUGUGUGUGUGUGUGUGUGUGUGCUUUAUGGAAAUCCUAAGGGAAGGACAGGCAGCCUCGACUGAGCCCCUGAAGAAGCGACUUUCAGGACUUGCAGAGGACUUAGGAGUUAAUGCAGAGCUGGUCACCUAGGAGGCGAGGGCCUCAGAUGUCACAAAGCUGGAGUCACCCAGUUCCCUGGGCACUGUCAGAGAACGGCAAGCGAGACCUGCCCGGAUGUGGUUGAUUGGCCGGUACACAGAUCUCCCGGCUCUUCCCGUUUCUGCCUUCUUUCUCUUGACCUUCACGUUGGAAGACAGGUCACUCAAAGAAAUCGUGACCUGUCUUCUAAACACUGUGUGACUCAAAACCUUUCCUACGUUGCAAACACAGAGAAAUUAUCUGCUGAUUGGCAGAGCGUCCGCUGUUUGCUGAACCUGUCAGCCUGUGUCAUCUUGUCUAAUGCCUUUGCUCCAGAAAAGUCACCCCUCUCUGAGUGUCGCUGCUCUGUCUCUGCUGUCUUCCUCCAGGAGUUAGAGGAAGAGAACAGAGACCAUUUCUCUGAACAUCAGUGGAUUUGACGCCCUCGCUACUCUUUCCUGAGGACUCCUUUAAAAUACCAAAGACUUAGAAGGAUCUUACGUGCAUUUUUUUUUCCCUUACAAGGGGAUCUGUUUCACAAAUGCAGUAAUUGCAAGAACCAAUAGUUAGGAGAAAUAAAUAAUUAUGUCAGUUUCUUGGCAAGGGGGUGUUUUCCCCUGGCUUAGAGUCUUCGCUUAGUGACCCCUUUGACCUCUCUCAAGAAGUCAGAGAGAACCAGUGUGGGUGUGUUUACCGGACAAACACUGAGAGCUGUGUGGCCUGCCCAUGUAUCUGGGGCCAGGUUGCAGCCAACCUGUCUGGUGUCUCAUCAUGCAGUGAAUACUUCCGCUUGAUUCCUUGUGAGAGUGCUGGGAAUUUUCAAGAUUGCCAGCAGAAGUGUCCUUGGCUGGAAAUGGAUGGGACAGACUGGCCUGAGCGUUCCAGUCCCUAAAAGCGGAUGAUUAGCUCUUCCUAAAGAGAGCUUUCCCUGCGGUACACAAUUGAAGAAAAGAACUCGUGAUCAUCACAGAUUGAGUUUGUGGCUUGUUGCCCUCACUAAAUCUAGGUUAUUCCAAAGUCGUCAGUAGCCACCCGUAUUAAUUUUCUAGGGCUGACACCACAAAUUACCAUGAACUUGGUGACUUAAAACAACUGAAAUUCAUUUUCUCACAGUUCUUGAGGACAGAAGUUCAAAAUCAAUGGAUUAACAGGACCAUGCUCCCCUCAGGUUCUCUAGGGAAGCCGCCUUCCUCACCUCUGCCCUCUCCUGGUAGGCUCUGGUGUCCUUGGUUUGUGGCAAUGUGGCUCCAUUGUCUGGCUCCACUUUCACUGGGCUUUCUUCCCUCUGCUUCCAGUCUUUUCUGCCUCAGACAUUGGAUUUAGGGCCCAUCCAAAUCCAGGAUGAGUUCAACUCCAGAUCCUUGCCUUAAUUACAUUGGCAAAGGCCCUUAUUCCAAAUGAGGUCACAUUCUCAGAUUCUGAGUAUACGUAUCUUCUAUUUUUUUUUUAAGAUUUAUUUAUUUUAUUUGAAAGGCAGAGAUACAGAGAGGAAGAGGCAAAGAGAGAGAGAGGUCUUCCAUCUACUGGUUCACUCCCAAAUGGCAACAAUGGCCGUAGCUGAGCCGAUCUGAAGGCAGGAGCCAGGAACUUCUUCUGGGUGUCCCACGUGCAGGCAGGGGCCCAAGGACUUGGGCCAUCUUCCACUGCUAUCCCAGGCCAUAGCAGAGAACUGGAUCAGAAGUAGAGUAGCUGGGACUUGAACCAGUGCCCAUAUGGGAUGCCAGCACUGCAGGUGGUAGCUUUACUGCUAUGCUGCAGUGCUGGCUCCUGAGUAUACAUAUCUUUUGGGACUCACAAUUCAAUUCAUGAUACCAACCUACUUUCAUGUUUAAGAGAUCCUACAAGAAACUAAUCUGAGGACAAAACACAGAACUAACUAAAUCAUGAUGGAAAAAAUAAUACGAGCUUAGAUUUCUCUCUUCCUUUAAAAUAAGUAAAUGUAAAAUAGAGUUGAGAUCUAUCAACUGCCAUUGUGUUUUUUGCAGCCAUUAAUACAUUUAAUCCCCACAGUGACUCUGAGAAAUGGGUACUCUGUCAGCACACUUGUUUCCAGAUGAGAAAGCUGGAAGUCCAAGGAGGUUAUGCAGCUUGCCCUAAGCAUGCAUCUAGGGAAAAAUAAUUGAUUUAAAUUUGAGAUGCCUGACUCCAAAACCAUGCAUUGUGCUGCUGCAUUGAAAAGUCAAAGUCCUUUCUUAAAUUAUUGGUUGGUGAAUUAUGUGCUGAGCACCAACGGGAUGGGACUAUAUCAACACGAACAGGAUGGCGUCCUGGCCUUUGAGAAGCUUACAACCCAGCAUUCUUCCCCCCUGCUCCUAAUUUUAAACUGACAUUGUCAACCUGACAGAAUUUUAUUAGUGUUAAUGACUGUGUCAGUCAAAGAACUGAAGAACAGAAACCAAAAAUGUCAUCAUAUGUGAACAUAGGAUGUCUUUGGCUCAUUGAUUGAUGACUCCAAACCCAGAAAUCCCUCCUUUCUCCAACCUCCCUUUCAAGCAAUUGCUUUUUGAUUCAUAAUUUGGAACACUGAAGACAAAUGUUUGAACAAGAGAAUGGCAGAGUAGAAAGGUCCUCGAUGUUAGCAAUAUUGGUGCCCCAUGUUUUGGAUCCAUCACACCCUCCUUGAAAACCUGCAUCCGCAGGGUCAGGGCUAUUUCUGGUACAGCCAAUAUCUCCGCUUUUGUCUUCUUAUUUUGUCAGAGGAAAAGCUCCUUCUUGGCUCUGGGGGAAAUGGAAAACAGUUUCUGGCACCUUGAAUUGGAAUGCAUUUCUCAUGGAAAUGCUAUUUUAAAUGGUUGUUUAGGAAGAGGCGAUAAUAGCUGAGGUUCUCUACUCUGGAUGCAUUAUUAGAUUUUUCUGUGGUAAAUAAAGUGUUAUAGGCUAGUCUGAGGACUUCAACUCCCUCUAGAACUUUUAGACUUGUGGAAAAGCAAGAGUUUUCCAAAUUCUAAACUGCCAAUUUCCAAAAGUGCUUUGGAACACAACCCACUAGGAGUUUGGGAAUGCUCAAGUCUUCUACUCUAGGAUAUGUUCAACUUUGUCCCUCCUAACUUGGGUUUGGGUUGGGGGCUUGAAUUGUAAAGGUGGAAUAAGACAGGGGUUUUGUUCUCAAGAAGCCCUAGUUUUAUUGCCUCUAUUUACUGGUAAACUGGGAGAAAUGGGCAGAAUUUGGAGGGCAAAAAAGAGAAGAGAUCUGACUCUGGGAAUCCAGGGUCUGGAACCUCUUGGAUUGCCUGGAUGUGGCAUGUGGAGGGGCUUGGCAUCACCUCUUGAAACAUUUCAAGUCUGUUUGAGCGUCUCCUCCAGGACUCCAUGCCUGCAAUUGACUCUUAUCCUAAAGCAGAAUGCUUGGACUGCACUUUCAUCUCAUGUAGGCGUCUCAAAAUGAAAGAUGCCUUUUGAUGCUGACUCUCUUCAUUCACAAAUCAAACCAUCCCUACAUGGGAAGCCACAGUCGCUGCCUGCUCCUCAGCCGUGACAGGAUGCAGAGGCAGCAGGCAGCCCUGAGUCACCAGUAAUUGCCUUACUAUUACAGAAUUGUCACAGGACAUUUUCCCUUCAGGCUGCGAAAUAUAAGGAAAAGAAAUUAAAACGCAACUAUUAUUGAAGUGCAGUGAGUGCAGGGUGGUGGGUGUUUAAUGGCACAGUAACGCUGGAUUUGCCCCGGGGAGCUUUGGCUUCUCUUCAGCAGCCUGGGUCACUCAGCUAUUGGCUUCUUAAGCAAUGAACCCUCGCAGUCCCUGCUUCACUCAUAAAGCAAGAGGUGCCAGGAGAAUUAGCGUCAUUUAGCACUUAUCAAGAGCCUAAUAGCAAAAAGUUUUGAAGUACUGCGGUAGGAAAACAAUGAUCUUUUAUGAGCCCUUUUCUUUCUUUGGGAGAUUUCUGAUUCCUGUUCUAAUGGCUUGAGGCCGACAGCCCUCAGCAGGCUUUGAGGGUGCCCCCAUCUCUCCCCCGACCCAGGACUUGACCCUCCACUUCUUUGGGAACCCAGUGGCUGCAGGCAGCUUGGCAGAAAUGCCCCAGAAGGCUUCCUCUCUGUGGAACAUAUUUCCAAAUUCUUUUUUAAUUUGGGACAAGCAGCUGGGGCUGUUAGUUCCUGUGGAGGUGCGCCUGGUAUGCAGGGAGAGUUGAGCUUUGCAGGUUGCAUUUGGGGAUCAGGUGGCAAAACAGGAGCGUGCCUUCGGGGACUGCGUGUGCCCACCUGUGCUGGGUAAGUAGUCCAUCCUGUGAGAAAGAAAAGACUAGAGAAGCAAGGCGUUAACUUACAGCACUGUCUGUUUUUUCUCCCUCAUUACCCUGCUUUCAUUAUUUUGGUACCACUCAUUUUGGCUAAUUCCAACUUCACUCCUAAAUGAUGGUGAGAUGAGCAAAGAGGAUAGGCAAGCAAACAGAGCUCAAAAUAGUACCCAAGAGUUGAGGCACCCCAGUUUCUGCAGACUCCAGAGGAAACUAGGCAGAAAAUGGCUUGGCAUAGUGCUUAGGCAAGGGGAAGACAGAGAAGGAGACAGAGGAGGUGGUGGUCUGGAGGAAGGUAUGUCACAGCGGGAACUGUCCCCACUAGGAGAAUCCUAGAGCAGGUGCAGCCAGCCUCAUUCGAAGGAAAAUACAGUGUGGUGGUCAGGUAUCGGUGUCUCUAUCAGUUAUCUGCUGGGAUGGACCAAACCAUCCCCAUCCUUGGUUGCUUAAAGCAAUAAUCACUUACUGUUUCUCAUGAGUCUGUGGAUUCUUUGGGUGGUUCUACUGAGCUGGCUGGGGCUGCCUGUUUAUCUGCAGUCAGCUAUGGCUGACUGGCUUACGAUAGCCUUGGUUAGGGUAGCUUAAAUCAUUCUGUGUGAUUUUUCUCAUCCUUCAUCUGGUGGCCAGGCUUGUUCUCAUGUUGGGGACAGGAUUCUGAGCAGAGAU